AUGGCCUCCUUAUCCAUCAUUUCCCCUCCCGCCGUCACUUCCUCCUCUUCCGCCGCCUCCGCCUCCGCCUCCUCGUCUCUCUUCCAUGCCCACCGCCCGACCCUUUCCUUCCGCAAAUCCCACAAACCCUUCUCAAUCAAAGCCCAAUCCGCCCCUGUUCUCACCCAAGACGACCUCAAGAAGCUCGCCGCCGACAAAGCCGUCGAUUACGUGAAAUCCGGCAUGGUCCUCGGCCUCGGAACCGGUUCAACCGCCGCCUUCGUCGUCUCCAAGCUCGGAGAACUUCUCAAGUCCGGCGAAUUGAAGGACAUCGUUGGAAUCCCUACUUCAAAGCGCACAGAGGAGCAGGCCCGAUCCCUAGGGAUCCCUCUCUCCGUCCUCGACGACCACCCCAAGCUCGACCUUGCAAUCGACGGGGCCGAUGAGGUUGACCCGGAUCUCAAUUUGGUCAAGGGCCGCGGCGGGGCCCUGCUGAGGGAAAAAAUGGUGGAAGCCGCUUCGGAUAAGUUCGUGGUGGUCGCCGACGAGACCAAGCUCGUCGACGGUCUCGGCGGGAGUAAGCUGGCGAUGCCCGUGGAAGUUGUGCAGUUCUGCUGGAAGUAUAAUCUGGUGAGAUUGAAGGAGCUGUUCAAUGAAGAAGGCGUGGAGGCGAAAUUGAGAUUGAACGACGAUGGGAAGCCGUAUGUUACUGAUAACUCGAAUUACAUUGUGGAUCUCUACUUCCAGACUCCGAUCAGAGAUGGGUACGCCGCCGGGAAGGAGAUUCUGUCGUUUGAAGGUGUGGUGGAACAUGGGUUGUUCUUGGAUAUGGCGACGGCUGUGAUCAUCGCCGGGACGAGUGGAGUGGAAGUGAAAACCAAGUGA
This is a messenger RNA of Linum tenue, 864 nucleotides long. NCBI's taxonomy places the organism in Eukaryota, Viridiplantae, Streptophyta, Magnoliopsida, Malpighiales, Linaceae. The record is from the annotation of a GenBank genome assembly.